Molecule: messenger RNA, 336 nt
Organism: Phytophthora nicotianae INRA-310
Lineage: Eukaryota; Oomycota; Peronosporomycetes; Peronosporales; Peronosporaceae
Exons: 2
Coding region: 1-336 (111 amino acids)
Source: RefSeq, a predicted model, not a curated record
AUGGUGGUGCAGUUCAUUGACAGUGUUCAGGUUGUUAUUAAUGGAGCCACUGUCCAAACGACUCAAGUUCAUGAGAAUGUGAAUACAACUUUCAAGGCUCUAACUGAAACAGAUUAUAAUCCAUAUGUCAAACAAGGCUCAACCAGCAACUUUGUAUUGGAUGAAUAUGCCACGCCAACGAUCCAAGGGUCUAGCGGAGCGGCACAAUCGCUCGAUAACUUGGCUACUUCGUCGUUUAUGACAGCUACUAAUAGCGUGGGUGAGUUUGGAUUGGCUAACACGUACUCGAACCGAGGAGCCGCCGAGCGAUCGCUCUUUACUGCUCUUGACCAAUAA